AUGAUAUUGAACAAGAUAUUUAGUAGGAGCAGUAAAACUACCACUGCUUUGUGGAAAUUACAGAGAAAAUGGAUGCCAACUUCAAGGAAAAGUGUAGUUGACAUGGCCAUUAAAGAUGGGGAACUAAGAGUUUUCCUAGUAGCAGGGAAGGUCUUUGGGGACACCCUUGCUUCUCGUCUCAUGUCUGCUCUGAAGAAUCUGGCUCCUGUUCCUGUCUUUUUCUCUGGUGUUGGCACUGAUGAAAUUUUGCAGUUUGAAGAUGUGGAACACAAAAUCAAGAGUAAAACAGGACGAUUUUUUGGUUCAAGAAAUGCAAAAUCUGAGGAGAAAAUGAUCUUGAAAGGGGUUAGUGGUGCAGUGUCACCUGGUGAAUUGUUAGCCAUUUUAGGACCAUCCGGCUCUGGCAAGACAACUCUCCUGACAGCUUUGGGAGGCCGCCUUGAUGGAGAUACUAAAGGAACCAUAACCUAUAAUGGUAAGCCUUUCUCUGCAACAAUCAAGCGGAGAACUGGAUACGUUACUCAAAUAAACGCUCUCUAUCCGCACCUCACCGUCAAUGAAACACUAGUCUUCACCGCUCUUCUCCGCCUGCCCAAUAGUCUCACCGAAAAGGAAAAAAUCCUGCAUGCUGAAGCUGUUCUAAACCAGCUUGGCUUAACUCGGUGUAAGGACACCAUUAUAGGAGGACGAUUUGUUAAAGGCAUAUCCGGAGGAGAACAGAGGAGAGUGAGUAUUGGGCAAGAAUUGUUGAUUAAUCCAAGUCUACUCUUUCUUGACGAACCCACUUCAGGUCUUGACUCAACUAUAGCCAGGCAAAUUCUGUCAUCACUUUGGAAAUUGGCAAAAGGCGGACGCACGAUUUUGAUGAGUAUUCAUCAGCCCUCUAGUAGCCUAUUUUACAUGUUUAACAAAGUAAUGUUGUUAUCAGAAGGCAAUAGUCUUUACUUCGGAAAAGGUGAAGAGGUCAUGAAUUACUUCGCCAGCAUUGGAUUUUUCCCAUCAGUAGCCAUGAAUCCUUCAGAUUUCCUGUUAGAUCUUGCCAGUGGUGUUGUUUCUGGAGACCGAAAAGAGGACAGAGAAGCUGUAAAACAAAUUCUGGUAUCAGCUUAUCAGAGUAAUCUUUCCGAAAAAUUGAAGGCAGAGUUUCAAGACAUGGGGAAUCAAAGUCUUAAAGGUUCAGAAAAUAAGAAGAUUGGCAAAUGGAACACAAGUUGGUGGCAGCAAUUUGUUGUGUUGCUGAGAAGGGAUUUAGUAGAAAGGAGACAUGACUCAUUUUCUUGGCUCAAAAUUUGCCAGGUUUUGUUUCUUUCAGUCAUUACCGGAACUCUAUGGUGGCAAUCAAGUACUGAUAACAUACAAGACCAUGUCGGACUCCUUUUCUUCUACAGCAGAUUCGUCGGAUUCUACUCUUUCUUCCAGGCUCUUCGAACAUUCCCAAUUGAAAGAAUGAUGAUCGAAAAAGAAAGAGCUUCAGGAAUGUACAGGCUAUCAUCAUAUUUCAUGGCGAGAACCAUUAGCGAUAUUCCCAUGGAGCUUACACUUCCAACUCUUUUUGUCACCCUAACAUAUUGGAUGGGGGGCCUCAAACCGACUGCCUUAAGUUUCAUUUACACUUUGUUAGUUUCCCUUUACUCAGCCCUGGUGGCACAAAGCCUCGGCCUCGCAAUUGGUGCAGUGGUAAUGGAGCAAAUGAUGGCUAACACAAUUGCAGUAACGGUGGUGCUCAUAUUUAUGUUGGCGGGUGGAUUUCUUGUUCAAGAUAUACCGAUUUUUCUGUCCUGGAUUCAGUACAUUUCUCUUGCAUAUUUCUCAUACAAGCUCCUGUUGGCAGUUCAAUACAACGGUGAUGAAACGUAUAAUUGUGCUCCAAAUGUGACUUGUUUGGUGCGAAAUUACACUAGAAUUAAGGCUAUUGGGCUUGAUCACUCUUUGCUAAGUGUUAUUGCAUUGACCAUUAUGUUUCUGGGUUUUCGAUUUAUUGCUUACAUUGCUCUUAUAAGAUUUGGUUCAAAUCGUAAUAAAUAG
Pistacia vera is the source of this 2025-nucleotide messenger RNA. RefSeq names its product ABC transporter G family member 9-like. Gene Ontology annotation, molecular function: ABC-type transporter activity; ATP hydrolysis activity; ATP binding. Gene Ontology annotation, cellular component: membrane. NCBI's taxonomy places the organism in Eukaryota, Viridiplantae, Streptophyta, Magnoliopsida, Sapindales, Anacardiaceae. The record is from RefSeq and is a predicted model, not a curated record. The coding region runs from base 1 to 2025 and encodes 674 amino acids. The transcript is spliced from 3 exons.